This is a messenger RNA of Schistocerca serialis cubense, 2482 nucleotides long. Its product is annotated as UDP-glucosyltransferase 2-like. The transcript has 7 exons. Lineage: Eukaryota; Metazoa; Arthropoda; Insecta; Orthoptera; Acrididae. The coding region runs from base 60 to 1607 and encodes 515 amino acids. Gene Ontology annotation, molecular function: UDP-glycosyltransferase activity. The record is from RefSeq and is a predicted model, not a curated record.
GGGUACGGCUAAAGUCGUCACUUCUGCUGUUCCACAGACGUCAUCGCAGAGCGCAAACAAUGGCAACGUUCGGAGCUGUCCUUCUCGCAAUCCUGGCAUUCGCUGGUGGUUCGUCUGCCGCGAAGAUUUUGGUUAUUUCGCCGACCGCUUCGUUCAGCCACCAGUUGCCGUUUCACAUCGUGACCAAAGCACUCCUCGAAAGAGGACACCGCGUCACUUUGAUGACAACAGACUCUCCAAAGAUAAAUCAUGAAAACUACACAGAAGUGGACCUGUCAAUCUCUUACAAGCAUAUGCGUGGUGACUACGAUUUUGUGAAGAUGUCCCAAGAACCACCAACGGAGACGGUCAAAAUGUUGCGUGACUUUCCAAGAGCUUCAAUAGAACUGCAGAUGAGUGAUCCACAAGUUCAAAAAUUCGUAACUUCCGGUGAGAAGUUCGACCUGGUGAUCUUCGAGCGCCUCGGCUACCUCGCGUACUACGGCCUGAUCCAGAGGGUGGGCGCGCCGCCCGCAGUGGCCUUCAUCACGCUGUCGCCGCCGUCGUCCAUCUACCACGGCUUCGGGAACCCGAUGAACCCUGCCUACAUGCCCGAUAUGUGGCUCGGCUACUCGGAUCACAUGGACUUCUGGCAGCGCCUCUACAACACCUACUUCUACCUGAGGCUGAUGUACAUGUGGUUCUACGACCUGAUGCCCGCUCAAGAGCAGCUGAUGCACAAGUACUUUGGGUCCGAUCUUCCACCUAUCUACGAGAUGGAAAGGAACUUCAGCCUCUUAAUCAUUAACAACCACUUCUGCAUGGAGUAUCCCCGGCCACACCUUCCAAAUAUCAUCGAGCUGACCGGCAUACACGUUGCAACUGAGCAGAAGCCACUGCCAAAGGACGUGAAGAAAUUCCUGGACGAAGCAGAGCAUGGAGUGAUCUACUUCAGCCUGGGCUCUAACGUGCGCAGCAACUCGCUGCCAGACUGGAAGCGACAGGCAUUUGUGGAGGCAUUCCGCGAGCUGCCACAGCGCGUGCUCUGGAAGUGGGAGAGCGACACCCUGCCCGAUCAGCCAGCCAACCUUAUGGUCAGCAAGUGGCUGCCCCAGCAGGCCAUUCUGGCCCACCCUAAGGUGCGGGUGUUCAUCAGCCAGGGCGGCCUGCAGAGCCUCAACGAGGCGGCGUACCACGCCGUGCCGCUGCUGGUGGUGCCCUUCUUCUCCGACCAGGCCCACAACGCCGCCAAGGUGCAGCAGGCCCAGGUGGGGCUCUGGCUGGAGUACGCCGACGUCACCAAGGACGCUCUGCUGCGCGACCUCAGGGCUAUACAGCAGGACAGCAUGUACAAGGAGAACAUGAAGCGGCUGUCAGCGGUGUUCAGGGAGCACAAGGCGGACUCGGUGGAGCGCGCAGUCUGGUGGAUCGAGUACGUGAUGCGCCACAGGGGAGCGCCGCACCUGCGCAGCGCCGCCCUGGACCUCCGCUGGUGGCAGCUGCUGCUGCUCGACGUCAUCGCCUUCGUGCUGGCCGCCGCCGCCGCCGCCUCCGCCGCCGCCUACCUGCUGGCGAGGCGUCUCUUCAGCGGGCUCAGCGCCUGGAGGGUCAAAGCCAAAGUCGCCUGAACGCCAGCGUCUCCAGAACCGUGUCAUUUGUCCCGUACUAGCUGCAAAGUGGUGUCACAGUGGAGCCUUCUGAUAAUCCGUCUGCUCCACACGCCUCCCUGUGUAUUCUUUUCAACGUUGAUGGGGCUCUUUUACCGUCACCAAUCCAAAAAAAUACUGCAUAUCGUCGUCGUCCAGUAUGUGGUGUUGCAACUAAAUCAUCAGUAGUCAGGUGCUGUCGCGUGAGUCUCGUCCAGAGCAUUGCAGUCUGUGGCUAAUUUUAGUGCAAAACUUUGCUAAUGAUAAUCCCAAUUUCAUUCGUAGUUCAUACCAGUAAGAGUUUAUUCUGCAUCAGUGUGUCAGGUCUCAAAGCCAGCCCUACACAGCCGCUGGCUGUAUCCCUGGGCAGGAUGACAGAGCCUACUUGUAACCUGAGACAUUCGGGCUGCCGAGUACCGCACGCCCAGCAACAACACGUCACACUGGCUACAUUUCGUUUCAAACUGAGCGAAAGCUGCCCCACUUUGUUCUGCCAGCUGUCCGACGAGUACACUAGGGCGCAACAAUUACUGUAUCUGUUUUGCAAAGUACUCCCGUCGACACACACAAAUAUUUGCUCACUUAGCUGAAAAGUUGUUAUUCUUUUACUAGUUUAGCCGAAGACAGACAAAAACAAACCAGAGGCUGUAACUGAACAAAUUGAACAUCGCUUGCAAAUUGCUUUCCAUCGGGAGGAAUAACAUGUAAUCUGCAUAUACCUAGGAUUGGCGACAGGCACCACCUGUUAAAAGAAACGACGUCAAAAUACACAGCUACCAAAUAUAUACAGCCUAAAGUGGCAAAAAGAAGUGCUUGAGAAACACAUGUCUAGAAUUUGUGUAUGUAUUACUUCCAGU